UACACAUCCCAUUGUUUUGCUUUCCCUUGCAAGUUUCAACCUUUUCUUUCCUUAAGAGUCUAGCUCUCACCUUUUUACGCGCUUUAUAAGUCCAUUAAUGCACUAUUAGAACUGUCGGUGUAUCUUCUUUUGAAAAUAAUUUCACUUAAGUUUGGAAUCUCUACGUAAUACAACCUAUUAACGGUCAAAAUGGGUCAAAAAUUCCAACCUUUUCUUCUUAAUGGCCCAAAAUUUAUGCAGCUGUGUAUAUAUUGAUAAGCAUGCGAAACCCAUGAGUACUUUCCAUUGAGGUUCUCUUGUAUUUGUUUUGGUUGCAUGAAAUGGUUCUCUUUUACUUUGGUUGUUCAUUUGUUCAUGAGUUGUAGUUCAGAGCCAUGGGUGGGCUCUGAUUUCAUUACACCCAUUUCAAAGUUUCUACCUUUUCUUGCUGGGUAUUUUUGUUUCUGAGACAGUUAAAUUUUCUUACUCAUUCUUUAACAGUGUUUUUUUCUUCCCAACAUUUCUCUUUUCCAUCUUGGAAUAAUCUAGGGAGUGGAAAAAAGACCACCCGAACUUAAGAUUGUUAGUGUGAGAAACCUUAGAAGAAGAAGAAGGUAAAGUGAGUUCAUCAUGGCCUUUCUAACAGACUCUCACAAGGACUCAUGGCAGCCCAUUAUGACUACAAAGACAAACACACACAGUUACUGGCUUAAUUGGAGAGUUCUUCUUUGUUCAAUAUGGAUUCUGGUUUCAGUGUUCUUGUCAUCGUUGCUUUUAUGGAAGUAUGAGCGUUUGAGAAAACCAGAAACCAAUGGAAGCAGGGAAACAGAAAAAGAAACAUCGGCAACUUUGUAUGAGGAUGAAACUUGGAAGCCUUGCCUAAAAGGAAUUCACCCUGCAUGGCUCAUGGCUUUCAGAGUGGUGGCAUUUUUUGCUCUUUUGGUGCUUCUCAUAAUCAAUUCCAUUGUUGAUGGAGGAAGCAUUUUCUACUACUACACUCAGUGGACUUUCACUUCAAUCACCAUAUAUUUUGGGCUUGGAUCUUUGCUCUCCAUACAUGGAUGCUACCAAUAUCAUAAGAAAGCAACUGGGGAUAAGGUUGAUAAUGUGGAAGCAGAUGCAGAGCAAGGAAUAUAUGAUUCUUCUGCACUACCACAAAGCUCUAAUAGUCUAUCAGACCAAGAGAAAAACUUAAGAGCCUCAGAAGUUGUUAUUCGCCAACAUGCAGGGAUUUGGGGUUAUAUUUUUCAAAUAAUAUUCCAGAUUAAUGCUGGUGCAGUCAUACUCACUGAUUGUGUAUUUUGGUUCAUAAUUGUUCCAUUUCUAACCAUCAAAGAUUACAACCUAAAUUUUUUGAUAGUGAUUAUGCACUCAAUCAAUGCAGUUUUCCUUAUAGGUGACACAGCUUUAAAUUGUCUGAGAUUCCCUUGGUUUCGAAUAGGAUACUUUUGCCAGUGGACAAUCAUAUAUGUGAUUUUUCAGUGGAUGGUUCAUGCUUGCAUUUAUAUAUGGUGGCCUUAUCCUUUUCUUGAUUUGUCAUCCUCUUAUGCUCCACUAUGGUACUUUGCAGUGGCAUUACUGCACAUUCCAUGCUAUGGAAUUUUCGCAUUGUUAAUGAAGCUGAAACACCAUGUUUUGUCAACUCGGUUCCCUGACUCUUAUCAAUGUGUCAAAUAAAUUCAGCCUAGAACUACCUUCCAUCUUCCUAUCCACCGUACAAAAAAGAUAAAGAAGUGUUAGAUAAAAUUCUUAUUAUUUAACAAUAACAUUUCACACAUAUAAACAAAAUAUACUUUUUUUGUUUGACCAGAACAGUAAUUAGAAUUUUGCUCUUACUCUAACUUUUGUCAAGUAGAGAGCUGUGUAACUAAUUAUGAAUUUAUAAGUAUU
Molecule: messenger RNA, 1869 nt
Organism: Vigna umbellata (rice bean)
Lineage: Eukaryota; Viridiplantae; Streptophyta; Magnoliopsida; Fabales; Fabaceae
Cellular component (GO): membrane
Source: RefSeq, a predicted model, not a curated record